Messenger RNA from Miscanthus lutarioriparius, 777 nucleotides. Lineage: Eukaryota; Viridiplantae; Streptophyta; Magnoliopsida; Poales; Poaceae. The record is from the annotation of a GenBank genome assembly.
AUGGCCCCGAAGCGAGGUGGCAGGGCGCCGGUGCCGGCCAAGAAGAAGACGGAUAAAGUUGUGAACCCUCUGUUCGAGAAGAGGCCGAAGCAGUUCGGCAUCGGCGGAGCGUUGCCGCCCAAGAAGGACCUGCACCGGUUCGUCAAGUGGCCCAAGGUCGUGCGCAUCCAGCGCCAGCGCCGCAUCCUCAAGCAGCGCCUCAAGGUUCCACCGGCGCUCAACCAGUUCACCCGCACCCUCGACAAGAACCUCGCUACCAACCUGUUCAAGAUGCUUCUCAAGUACCGGCCUGAAGACAAGGCUGCCAAGAAGGAGAGGCUUCUGAAGAGGGCUCAGGCUGAGAAUGAAGGAAAAACUGUUGAGGCCAAGAAACCAAUUGUUGUUAAGUAUGGCCUUAACCAUGUGACUUACCUCAUUGAGCAGAACAAGGCUCAGCUUGUUGUCAUCGCUCAUGAUGUGGAUCCGAUUGAACUUGUUGUGUGGCUUCCAGCCCUGUGCAGGAAGAUGGAGGUCCCUUACUGCAUUGUUAAAGGAAAGGCUCGCCUUGGAUCGAUUGUUCACAAGAAGACUGCAUCAGUCUUGUGUCUGACCACUGUUAAGAACGAGGACAAGCUUGAGUUCAGCAAGAUCUUGGAGGCUAUUAAGGCAAACUUCAACGACAAGUUUGAUGAGGUCAGGAAGAAGUGGGGAGGUGGCAUCAUGGGCUCCAAGUCGCAGGCCAAGACCAAGGCCAGGGAAAAGCUGCUCGCCAAGGAGGCUGCGCAGCGGAUGACCUAG